Messenger RNA from Emiliania huxleyi CCMP1516, 2679 nucleotides. RefSeq lists its product as hypothetical. NCBI's taxonomy places the organism in Eukaryota, Haptophyta, Isochrysidales, Noelaerhabdaceae. The transcript has 7 exons. Bases 1 to 2679 code for a protein of 892 amino acids. The record is from RefSeq and is a predicted model, not a curated record.
AUGAAAAUCCUCCUCGACGACGUCGACAUCGACGCGCUUCUUGAUGCGGCGCGCGCCUUCUGCGAGAGCGGCGACUUGGACAUGAGCUGCAUCUCCGUGCACCCGCGCGAGCUCGCAGCACUGCUGCUUCCGCGCACCGAGCGCACCGUCAAUGACUUCCUCGCCGUCGGUCUCGUCACUCGCUACGGCUCGAUGCUCAAGCUGGCGCCAUCGGUGGUGCGUGCAGUCAUCGAGGGCCACGAAAAUCUCGCCGCUGCUUACUCGAUGGGGGCCACGCUGUCCAAUAACGACCCGCAGCGGCAGGCCCCUCCAUCGCCUCGUGUUCCGGCCGACAAGGUCGCGCGGGCCGGGACGCCCUCCAUCACCGCGUGGUCGAUCGAGCAGGUCCACUACGCGGGCACGGCCUCCCCCCCCUCGGCCGACGAGCGCAUCAUCGGGCUCGCUCGCUCAGAGCCCUCCAUCGCCCAGCUCAUGCGAGCGCCACCGCUGCCGCGGCCGGCGGUGCCGAUGCAGGUCGAGGAGAAACCAAGCGCGAUCAAGCCGACAGAAGACGAGUUCAAGCAAGUCCACGAGGAGAUGGUCUCGCUUUCAGCAAGUGCCGUCGCUCCGCAGCCACACGCCAAGGAAGCGCUGCAGCAGCUCGACGACACUGGGUCGCUGUCCCGCCCUCUGCUUCAGCCGGACCCCCCAUCGCCUCCCCUGCCAGCCGAGCGGGCCGCGCAAGACAAGCGAGAUGAGGAGGCGGCUGUGGAGGCUGCGGCGGAGGCGGAGCGGGUACGGCAGGAAGAAGCGGCGCGGCGCAAGGCAGCGGGGGAGGCUGCUGCGGCAGCGGAGGCGGAGGCGGAGGCGGAGGCGGCGGCAGAGGCGGCGGAAGAGGCGGCGGAAGAGGCAGAGGCAGAGGCAGAGGCUGUGGAGAAGGAGGCUGAGGCAGCCGAGGCUGUGGUGGCGCGGCAAGCUGAGGCAGCCCACGUGGAGGAGGCGUCGCUCUCGAAGGAGGCUCCGUCCGUUGUCGCGCCUGCGGCACAGCCGCCCGUCCUUGUCGACGGCCCCCCGUUUGCGGCGAGCGCGACGAUCCGGCCGCAGCCCAUCACGAAGGCUGUGAAACACGCGCUGCAGCAGUCGGUGGACGUCACGGCGUCACCCUUCUACUCUUUGCCGGUGCCGCCGCAGUUGCCCGUGCCGGAGGCCGCGGCGGCGGCCACUUUCGUGGACGUGGUGACGACCGAUCCGACUGCGGCUGCGGCUGCGGCCGCCGCCGCCGAGGCAGAUGCGACUCGCGAGGCUGCCGAGCAGGCGCCGGAGAGUGCUGCGGAAGCGGCGGCGCCGCCGCCAGGAGAGGAAGACGGCGGCGGAGAGGCUGACGCGAGCUUUGGCAUGCCCGAGGAGAGCAAGUCGCUUGAGCUCUUUCUCGCGUACCCCGCGGAACUUGCGCCGGAUGCGGCCGCCGCGGCUGCGCAGGAGCCUACUCCCGUCGAGCCUGCAGAGCCUGUGGCUGCGAUUGAUACGGCGGCCGCUCGCCCAGCUCUCUCCGCCGAGACGCUGCUCGUCGACAUGGACGAGGUGGCGUCGCCGUCCUCGGGCCCGUUGAGUGCCGCUGUCGUGGAGGGCGCUGGCAACCCCAACGAUCCAAGCAGCUGCAAGUCGGGCACCCAGGCGUCGCUGGAUGCGGGUGGGGGCGAUGAGGCCACCUCCGAGCGCGCUCGCAAGGACCCGGUCGGGUCGCCCACGGUUGUGGAGGCGAAGGCGCUGUGUGCCAACAAGCGCAAGGCAGACGCCGAGGCCGCCGCCGAGGAGCGGUCGCCGGCUAAGUUGCCCAAGAGCGACGAGCCUUCGCUCCGGCUGGCGCGCUGCUUCUCCACGCAGCCCUCUAUAGCGCCGGUCGACAACUCCGUCACGCCUGCCGAGAUCCGCGCCUCUGCCGACCGGAUGCUCGACUAUUACUGCGCGUUGCAGCGCCCCGACGGCGGCCUCGACGGUCUCGACGACGCCUGUCACUACUGCAAGCUUCCCAACGCGCUCGUCUGGGGCGGACGACCCGCUCAGGCGGACGCGAUGCUCGACUUCUGCGUGAGCCGCUUCCUCCGGCCAAAUGGCGACUUCACAAACGAGCCGGCUCCAAGCCAUUACGCGCCUGCUCAAAAGUCGCUCCACUGGGAGUUCAACGACUUUUACGCGUACUUGAACCAGUGGUGGAUCACCGCCGGCGUGCGCCUCUCGCGCAACGACUUUGUGGGCCGAGCCUUCGAGUACGUCGACCGUCACUGGUAUAAUGCGGCGACGCACGCGGGCAUCCUGCAGGAGCCGCUCGACAUGCGGUACGAGAACUGCAUCUUCACGUUAGGCUUCACGAUGCUGCACGUGGGCGAGCACGAGCGUGACACGAUCGUCAAGAUGGUGGCCAAGCAGCCGCACAUGCACUCUCCGGCGCUGACGUACUACAACCGCUUCGACGACAACUUCGCGCUCCUCACUUCCUUCUCGCCCGACGACCCCGGCGCCGAGCCCGCCGCGCAGGGGCUUGCCAGCGCGGAGGACGGGCGGGUGCUGCACUGGGGAUGGGAGCGCGGCACGCCGUAUGGCGAGGCGCAGGUGGUCGACCAGACUUGCGAGAUCGCGUACUGGUUCUACGUCGUCGCACGGCAGAUGGAGAAGGCGCAGGCGGGCGGGAGGUACUCGUGA